GUCUUAGUUAGACAAAUGCGUAUAUUUAAGGCAAUGUUUUGGGAUUAACAUCAUCAAAAAUAUGCUGAAACCUGCAAGGUUGACUAGAUUAGCUAAAAUGUUUGGUGCAUUGAAUUAGUGUUUUAUUUACAGCGCCGAUCGGAUCGUGCCUCCAUGUGGAGAGAGUUCCUCUGGUCGUUGACAGGAAGAAGAAAGUGCACGAAGUUACAUUGAAGGAACGACUAACUUCCUGCAGAUGGCACGUUGGAUACGUCACUUGCUUAACAAUGGCAUGUACCAUGCUAAUGCGCAUGAACAUGAGCAUGGUCGUCGUUUGUAUGACUCCCCCAAAUAUAACAACAUUUGCAGUCGUCAACGGAACAAUUGUCACAGUUGCCGAUAGUAAUUUGAAAUAUUACGUCCAAUGGGACAGUACCAUGGAAGGCCUCCUCAUUUCCGGUAACUACAUUGGCCAGGUGGCAACGGCUCUUAUCCUUGGAACAAUGUCCGGGCGAUACAGUGGCAAAUAUAUUAUUGCAAGCAUGGUGCUAAUUAUGGCUGUAUCGACAGCAAUCACACCAGGAUUCGUUUUUGUCAGUGAUUACAUUGUUCUUGCUCUGCGAAUAAUUGUAGGCAUGGCAACGUCGGGUUUGGAACCAUGUGCGACUCAGCUGAUGUCCAACUGGGCGCCACUUGAAGAACGAGCGCAAAUGAUGGUUCUUACAGAAACAGCUCGGAGCUUUGGAGGAAUGGCCAACUAUAUCCUUGCGGGAUUGCUUUGCGCUAUACCAAUUCUUGGAGGCUGGCCGUUCAUUUUCUUCGUGUUUGGAGGACUGAAUGUGUUGGUACUGAUAUUUUGGGCUUUGUUGGUUUAUGAUACUCCAAAUAUCCACCCAAGGAUAACCGCGUCAGAACGAGAUUACAUUAACUUACACAAGGCUCCAGUUGUACUUGAUAAGGCAUUGCGUAUACCGUGGGUGCAGUUGAUUGCGUCAAAGGCUGUGUGGGGUUGCGUGCUGGGGUUCCUCACCUAUGGAAUUCUCUUUAUCACUCUUGCCAUCUGUCUACCGUUGUAUUUCGAACAGGUGUUGGAGCUUGAUCCGACAAUGAAUGGUCUUGUUUCCUCCCUUCCGUUCAUCGGGCGGAUAUUUGGUUCCAUUAUGUUCGGUUAUCUAGCUGACUGGUUGUACUCGAAGAAAUUGAUAUCCAUUACAAAUGUGAGGAAGGUGUUUCAGGUAACAGGAUUGGUCGGUGCUGCACCCUUCCUUAUAUGGAUAUCGUAUCUUGGAAAGGAUGACGCAGUUCUAGCAGUGGUCCUACUGGUUGUCUAUUGGUUCAUUGUAACGGCAAUGAACUCCGGCUUUCGAGUAAACUUUGCUGAUAUCGCCCCAAGAUUCGCCGGGCUGUUAAAUGGAAUAUGCAUGUGUCUGAACGGUUUUAUAUCAAUAUUUGUCCCCAUUUUGAUAACAGCAAUCACACCAAACGGUACGGCUGAGGAGUGGCGACUGGUGUUUUAUGGUUGUGUGGGGGUAUCUGUCGUUGGUGCAGUUGUGUUUAUUUUGUUAGCCAGUGGGGAGGAGCAGGAAUGGGCAAAGGAUCCUGCAUUUACUAGAAAUGUGGAUAUUAAAGUCACCGGCAACGACAACGCCGUAUUUGAAAACGAUUAUGGCGUAUCGACCAAAGACGAGACAACUCAACAUACAUGUAAUAAAACAAUACAUACCUGAACAUCAGAUGAUAUUGUUAAUGUAUAACCAAAGUUUCUUUUUCUGAAGAAACCAAAUAAAACAUUCACAAAAACAAGUGUUCUUUUAAUUAUUAAUUAUCAUAUACAUGAACCAUAUAAGGUUACCACACGCUUUAUAAUCCAGAGCACCUUGACCUGUUUGUUUAGUGGAUUGGCUUGCCGCAAUUUCCCUCCUUUAGGUUUGUUUUUCUCACAGCAGACUUUAUUGUUAUUUGAAUCUAACUCAUGGCAUCCUAUUAACUGUAUUACCAAGGUUCAUGGCGUAUUUAUUUUGUUUAUCGAGUUCCUGUUCUGAUUAACCCUUCUGUGUUAAGGCUAUGGUAUUGCUUUUAUCUACUCAUUUUUUAAUAUCAUGGUAUUGGGAACAUCUGUCCGUCGACAUUUCUAUUUCUCACAGAUAUUUUUCAAUAUUAAUGAAAGCUGGUAAGUUUGUAUAAUCCACACUUUAGUUUCCGCAAGAUAACUUGCUCGGUUUUUAUGUAACUUACUAAGUAUCUAUAUGAAAUGCAAAAAAUGAACCAGGACAAAGACUAAGGUCUGAGUUGAGUUAAACUAGACAUUAAUUAGCAAAAUGCGCUCCGAUUGAUUGACGGAUUCUGCACUAUAACUUAUUCAGAUGACUCGAUUCGGGUGAAACUUGGUAAAUAUUUAUUUAAAGUAAGACAAAGGUUAAUUUCAAUGUUUAACAAAAUCUGCGAAUAAUAAACAAGAAUACUGCGUUCACGUCUUUGGCUUAAAUGGUGUAAGAUGAAUUGAUUAUUGGCAAAGGGGGCAAUGUCCAUUUCUAUUUUCGUGGUUUGAUAUAUGGACAGAGGGAA
Mizuhopecten yessoensis (Yesso scallop) is the source of this 2544-nucleotide messenger RNA. RefSeq lists its product as uncharacterized. NCBI's taxonomy places the organism in Eukaryota, Metazoa, Mollusca, Bivalvia, Pectinida, Pectinidae. The record is from RefSeq and is a predicted model, not a curated record. The coding region runs from base 267 to 1706 and encodes 479 amino acids. The transcript is spliced from 11 exons. Gene Ontology annotation, biological process: monoatomic anion transport; transmembrane transport. Gene Ontology annotation, molecular function: transmembrane transporter activity.